Cajanus cajan (pigeon pea) is the source of this 2491-nucleotide messenger RNA. Its product is annotated as putative disease resistance protein At5g66900. The record is from RefSeq and is a predicted model, not a curated record. NCBI's taxonomy places the organism in Eukaryota, Viridiplantae, Streptophyta, Magnoliopsida, Fabales, Fabaceae. Gene Ontology annotation, molecular function: ADP binding.
AUUUACUGCACAAAAUUAAAAAAAAAAAAUGCGAUCCGUGUGGUGAAGUAUCAGGGCGACAUUUACUAAGAGGACAUGCCUAUAAAUAGGUCUAUUUUGCUGUUCUAUUCUAACCGAUCUUUCAAGUUUCAACCUGAGAUCAAUCAGGAUUCGAUUGUGCUGGUUCGUGCAGUUCUCAUUAAGAAGGAAAAGAAUGGGUGGACAAGUAACUGAGAAACCCAAGCACCGGCAACAUCACUCGUUAUUUCAAAUUAAGACAGGACUCCAAAAGUUGGUUAUCCAUGGAAGGGAUGGCACAAGCAAUGAAGAGUCCUUUUGGUGUUCCUGAAAACCCAGAAUUCACAUUCGGGUUGGAUGGGCCAUUGAGUAAAUUGAAGAUGGAGGUUCUUAAAGAAGGUGUGUCCAUCAUUGUGUUGACCGGUUUCGGAGGAUCAGGGAAAACCACUUUGGCUACAAAGCUCUGUUGGGACGAACAAGUCAAGGGUAAAUUCAAGGAAAACAUUUUGUUUGUCACCUUCUCAAAAACGCCUAAGUUGAAGGUUAUUGUAGAAGGACUAUUUGAAUAUUGUGGAUAUCAAGUGCCUGAGUUUCAAAGUGAUGAAGAUGCAGUUAUUCAAUUGGGACGUUUGCUGUUGAAAUUUGGUGCAAGUCCAAUGCUGUUGGUCCUGGAUGAUGUUUGGCCUGGCGCAGAAACCAUCGUUGAGAAAUUUAAAAUUAAGAUACCAGAUUAUAAAAUUUUGAUGACUUCAAGGGUUGCAUUUCCUAGAUUUGGCACUCCAUUGAUCUUAAAACCUCUUGUUCAUGAGGAUGCAAUAACUCUUUUCCGUCACCACGCUCUCUUGGAAAAAAGCAGUUCAAAUAGUCCUACCGAUGAUCUUGUCCAAAAGGUUGUGAGACAUUGCAACGGUAUACCACUUGCCAUUAAAGUGAUUGGUAGAUUACUUUGUCAUCAACCUAAUGAGUUGUGGCGAAAGAUGGAGGAGGAAUUGUCACAAGGUCAUUCUAUACUUGAUUCUAACAUUGAAUUACUUACUUUUCUCGAAAAGAUCUUAGAUGUCUUGGAAGAUAAUUCCAUCGUCAAAGAGUGCUUCAUGGACUUGGGAUUAUUUCCUGAAGACCAAAGAAUUCCUGUUAGUGCUCUCAUUGAUCUGUGGGCAGAGUCGUAUGGACUAGAUGAUGAUGGCAUAGAAGCAAUGGCCAUUAUCAACAAAUUGAGUUCCAAGAAUCUGGCGAAUGUCUCAGUAACAAGGAAAAAUACAAGUGACACAGACAGUGACUACUACAAUAACCAUUUCAUCAUCCUUCAUGAUACUCUAAGAGACCUGGCAAUUUAUGAAAGCACCAAGGAACAAAGUAAACAGAGAAAAAGAGUGAUGAUUGACAUAAAUGAAAAUGAUCCUGAAUGGAACCUUGGGGAGAAGCAGCAAGGCAUGAUGACCCGCAUAUUGUCAAAUUGUUUUAGAUGGUGUGCUGAACUGAAACCCCAACAGAUCCCUGCACACACAUUGUCUAUAACAAUUGAUGAAACUUGCACUUCAUAUUGGUCCAACAUGCGAGCAACUAAAGCCGAGGUUCUGAUUCUAAACCUUCGAACUAAUCAGCACUUCCUUCCAGGGUUCCUGAAAGAAAUGAGCAAACUAAAAGUUCUGGUAGUGACAAAUUAUAGUUUCCAUCCUUCUGAAAUGAACAAUUUUGAGUUACUUGGCUCAUUGCCGAAGCUAAAAAGAAUCAGACUAGAGCGGAUUUCUGUUCCUUCCUUUGUCACAUUGAAGAAUCUUAAAAAGUUAUCCCUCUACUUGUGUAAUACAAGACAGGCUUUUGAAAACGGCUACAUGCUAAUUUCAGACUCUUUUCCAAAUAUAGAAGAUUUGAAUAUUGACUAUUGCAAAGAUAUGGUGGAAUUGCCUGAGGGGCUCUGUGAUAUCACCUCCUUGAAGAGGCUCAGUGUUACUAAUUGCCACAAGCUUUCUGCAUUGCCCCAAGAGAUUGAAAAGUUGGGGAAUUUGGAACUCCUAAGGCUCAAUUCUUGUACUGAUUUGGAAGGGGUACCAGAUUCUAUUGGAGGGCUUUCAAAUCUAAGGAUUCUUGACAUCUCAAAUUGUGUUGGCCUUUCUAAUUUACCUGAGGACUUUGGAAAAUUGUUUAAUUUAAGAAAUCUCUACAUGACAAGUUGUGCAAGGUGUGAAUUGCCAUCUUCAAUCAUCAAUCUUAAGAAUUUAACGAAGGUAGUGUGCGAUGAAGAGACAGCUGCUUCGUGGGAACCUUUUAAACCUAUGCUUCCGAAUCUAAAUAUCAGCAGAAUAAAUGGUAGUUUUUCUGUUGGUAUAUAGCUAUAUAGUGUAGGGUUUAGGGUUUAAUGUUUGCAAUAAUACUAUCGAAGCCUUUCUUUUCUGUAUUUUUUUAAGAGUUUUCUAAUUAGUGGCCUCUUUAAUUAAUUGUUCGCUCAUGACACAUCCAUAUAUUAAUAAUAAGUCGUUAUUAUAUUUUUUCU